GGACUUCUGUCUCCUCUCCAAACUGUUGUACAAUAUUUACCAAAGGGAAAGUUUUAUCAUAAAUCAUUGUCUUUCUUUACCUGUUUAAGAUGACGGAUGGAGCUGUACUUAAAAGGCAUCAAUACAGAGGAGAUAAGGUGUAAUGCACAAAGAUGUCGCAGAUGUCUUCCGUGAUUGGAUUAGUCUGUGUAUGAGUCAUCCUCCUCUGGACAUCAUGUUGUACAUCGCUCACACAGCCCACUGGCAGUUCUUGGCUCUGGUUUUGGGGUUCCUCUCUUGGAUCAUCACUUUGGCCACUCUCGGGCUGGAUGAAUGGAGAGUGUGGUUUGUCAACAACACGACAGUCAUCAACUCCGGAGUGGCCUGGGUCGGGAUUUGGAGAAUAUGUUUCUACAGCCAUGUACUGUCUGAAAUUGAAUAUUGCCAGUACCUUAGUAUCACAGAAUCAUUUUUACCCACAGAGAUCAAACUAGGGCAAGUGCUAAUGAUGCUGGCUGUGAUUACUGGAUUAACUGGGAAUGGGAUUGCUGCUUAUGGAAUAAGAAUGGCAUACUUUUCUGUCAAAAAUCGUAGCAGAAUUAAGAUUGUCUUUCUCCUAGCUGGGAUUAUAUAUUUGUUUACUGGUUUUUGCACAUUGCUGCCAAUAGCUUGGAACUUGAACUCUAUCCUCAACAAUCGCACAAUAGACUUUCCACCAGAGUACCACUUUCCUGCCACUCCAGUCAGUCAGAAAGUGGGGAGUGCCAUUGGAGUGGGCUUUUUUGCCUCAGUGCUAAUGCUUUUAAGUGGUCUGACUUUCUUGUGCUAUCGCUAUGCCUGGCAAACGCUAAAAACAGAGACCCCAAAAGACCCGCUGGACCCUCUGUAUGGUCCCUGGACUCAAACAAGCCUCGGAUCGAGCUCGACACAACAGCCCAAUGGAGGAAACAAGGACAGAGAUAAUCCAGCUUUUCAUUUGGAAGAAGUGUCAAGUGAUGGGAAAACCUUUUAAAAUGGAACAUAGACUGAAUUGUUUUUAAGGAUAAAUCUAUGUGGAUUAAGUGGAAUUACAGCCAGAGAGAAGUAACAAUAGUCAAAAGAUACAGCGUUUUUGCAAUAAUUAACAAAGCUCAAUGAAACAAGCAAAUCAGGAAAGUAGCAUGACAAAACACAUUUUAUUUUUAUGCUAUGCCAACAAUUGCAACCUUUAACCUAAUCUAAAAAUGUUCCCGGUCUGCAGUAGUCCAACGAAGAAAAGAUCAUUACUAUUACUUAUACCCUAGUUCAGGCACAGUUCUAGGCAAUAUGUUCAUUGCGGGAUUGGGGUCACGCCUUGGUGGUGGUCAGUCUGCAAUUAAAUAGUAGAUCAACUGUGGAAAAAUUGUUAGCUACAACUCCGUGUUCUUUGUGUUUUGCUAGUUUAUGGAGACACCUCU
Periophthalmus magnuspinnatus is the source of this 1415-nucleotide messenger RNA. It is a transcript of the gene cldn34a, whose product is annotated as claudin 34a. Lineage: Eukaryota; Metazoa; Chordata; Actinopteri; Gobiiformes; Gobiidae. The coding region runs from base 143 to 991 and encodes 282 amino acids. Gene Ontology annotation, biological process: bicellular tight junction assembly; cell adhesion. Gene Ontology annotation, molecular function: structural molecule activity. The transcript has 2 exons. The record is from RefSeq and is a predicted model, not a curated record. Gene Ontology annotation, cellular component: bicellular tight junction; plasma membrane.